Molecule: messenger RNA, 10102 nt
Organism: Epinephelus fuscoguttatus (brown-marbled grouper)
Lineage: Eukaryota; Metazoa; Chordata; Actinopteri; Perciformes; Serranidae
Gene: kif1aa
Product: kinesin family member 1Aa
Exons: 51
Coding region: 470-5995 (1841 amino acids)
Biological process (GO): microtubule-based movement
Molecular function (GO): microtubule binding; microtubule motor activity; ATP binding
Source: RefSeq, a predicted model, not a curated record
UGCUGUUACCUCCCUCGGCGGUGAUGUCACCGGCUCAGUGGAGCUCGAGCAUCCUUACCAAAGACAGCCAGACAAUAGGGCCAUUUUGACCGCUUUGGGGUGUGAAGAAGCGGCCGAGCAUCCAAACACAACCCACCGGCCACCUUCCUUUCCUUCCCGGCUCCCCCCACACCGACGAGGCAGGGCAGAGGGGGGUGGGUUGGCGGGUACGAGGACACCGUCGCGCGGUCACCUCCUCAGCCCUUCCCGUUUUCAUGGAGAGGAGAGGCUGUUAGCAGGGGCAGAGCCAGACCUGCUGGAGGAGACCAGAGGAGGUGGAAGGAGCUCCGGAGCUGGAUAAUAAAACAAGACGAGCACGACAAACACGGUCUGUGCACGGGAGCAGGACGGUAACGGCACUGCGGAGAACCUGCAGGCCCUUCACCUGGGCACUAAAGAAGGCACCCCAAGGUGCUAGGACAAAAGCACCAUGGCAGGGGCCUCUGUGAAGGUGGCGGUGCGUGUCCGCCCCUUCAACUCAAGAGAGAUGGGAAAAGAAAGCAAAUGCAUCAUUCAGAUGUCUGGAAACACCACCACCAUCAUCAACCCCAAGCAGGCCAAAGACAACAAGAGCUUCAACUUUGAUUACUCCUACUGGUCCCACACCACGCCCGAGGACAUCAAUUAUGCCUCUCAGAUGAGAGUGUACAAAGACAUCGGAGAGGAAAUGUUGCUACAUGCCUUCGAGGGAUACAACGUUUGCAUCUUCGCUUAUGGUCAGACAGGUGCUGGCAAGUCCUACACCAUGAUGGGGAAGCAGGACGUCAAGGACCAACAAGGAAUCAUUCCCCUGCUGUGUGAAGAUCUUUUCACUAAAAUCAACGACAAUGCAGACAACAGCAUGUCUUAUUCUGUGGAGGUGAGCUACAUGGAAAUCUACUGUGAACGUGUGCGUGACUUACUGAAUCCCAAAAAUAAAGGGAACCUGCGAGUUCGAGAGCAUCCUCUGAUGGGACCUUAUGUGGAGGACCUGUCAAAGCUGGCUGUCACCUCCUACAACGACAUCCAGGACCUGAUGGACUCUGGCAACAAGGCCAGGACUGUGGCUGCCACCAACAUGAAUGAGACAAGCAGCCGCUCACAUGCCGUCUUUAACAUUAUAUUCACUCAGAAACGCCACGAUGCAGAGACUGAUAACACCUCGGAGAAGGUCAGCAAAGUCAGUUUGGUGGAUUUGGCUGGCAGUGAGAGGGCAGAUUCUACCGGAGCUAAAGGAACCAGGCUCAAGGAAGGAGCAAAUAUCAACAAAUCUCUAACUACACUGGGAAAAGUCAUCUCUGCUUUAGCUGAAGUGGACUCUAUGUCAAACAAGAAUAAAAAGAAGAAAAAGGUGGAAAGCUUCAUCCCCUACAGAGAUUCAGUUUUGACCUGGCUGCUGAGAGAAAAUUUAGGGGGGAAUUCUCGUACUGCGAUGGUCGCUGCCCUGAGUCCAGCUGACAUCAACUACGAUGAGACCCUCAGCACACUCAGGUACGCAGACCGCGCCAAACAGAUUCGCUGUAACGCUGUGAUCAAUGAGGAUCCCAACAAUCGACUAGUGCGCGAGCUGAAGGAGGAGGUGUCUCGUCUGAAAGACCUCCUCUACGCCCAGGGCCUGGGUGACAUCAUUGAGACAUAUCGAGCGUCUGCCCCUGACAUAGAGGGUUUGAAAUACCUAUCCGAUUACAAGAACAAUAACAAUAAAGGCCAAGCUGUGAAUCAAAGAGAUGAUCUCUCCACAGUGACCAAUGCCAUGACGGGGAUGAGUCCCUCUCCGUCUCUCUCAGCCUUGUCCAGCCGUGCUGGAUCCAUCGCCAGUCUUCAUGACCGCAUCAUGUUCAGCCCGGGCAGCGAAGAGGCCAUCGAGAGGCUGAAGGAAACAGAGAAAAUCAUCGCUGAACUUAAUGAGACUUGGGAAGAGAAACUUCGCCGAACAGAAGCCAUUAGAAUGGAAAGGGAGGCCCUGCUGGCAGAAAUGGGCGUAGCAAUGCGAGAAGAUGGCGGAACAGUUGGCGUGUUCUCUCCCAAGAAGACGCCUCAUCUGGUGAAUCUCAACGAGGAUCCUCUGAUGUCUGAGUGCCUGCUGUACUACAUUAAAGACGGGAUCACCAGGGUAGGUCGUGUUGACGCCAGCAGCCGUCAGGACAUCGUCCUCAGCGGCCACUUCAUCAAGGACGAGCAUUGCACCUUCACCAGUUCUACUGGUGCAACAGGAGAAAUAGCAGUUGUGCUGGAGCCCUGUGAAGGAGCUGAGACUUAUGUCAACGGGAAGAGAGUGACAGAGCCCACUGUCCUCAAAUCAGGAAACCGCAUCAUCCUGGGGAAGAGCCAUGUGUUCCGGUUCAACCACCCUGUGCAGGCCCGGGCAGAGAGGGAGAGGACCCCGUGUGCUGAAACCCCUGCUGAGCCCGUUGACUGGGCCUUCGCCCAGAGGGAGCUGCUGGACAAACAGGGCAUCGACAUGAAACAGGAAAUGGAGCAGAGGCUGCAGGAGUUGGAGGACCAGUAUCGCAAAGAAAGAGAGGAGGCUAACAACCUUCUGGAGCAGCAGAGACUGGAUUAUGAGAGCAAGCUGGAGGCUCUUCAGAAGCAAGUGGACCGUUACUACCCAGAUGCCCCUGAAGAAGAGGAGGAGCCAGAGGAGGAAGUGCAAUGGACAGAGAGGGAAAGAGAGCUGGCUGUGUGGAGUUCCCGUAAGUGGCGGUGCUACCAGUUCACCUCUCUCCGUGACCUGUUGUGGGGGAACGCCAUCUUCCUGAAGGAGGCCAAUGCCAUUAGCGUGGAACUGAAGAAGAAGGUCCAGUUCCAGUUUGUGCUGCUCACAGACACGCUCUACUCUCCCCUGCCUCCAGACAUGUUGCCCCCAGAGGCAACUAAGGACAGAGAGAAGCGACACUUCCCACGCACCAUUGUGGCUGUGGAGGUGCAGGAUCAGAAAAAUGGAGCCACCCACUAUUGGACAUUAGAGAAACUAAGGCAGCGGCUCGAUCUGAUGAGAGAGAUGUACGAUCGUGCUGCCGAUGUGCCCAACAACACCACUGAAGACGGUGAGAAUGUGAUGACCGGAGGAGACCCUUUUUACGACCGCUUCCCCUGGUUCCGUCUGGUCGGCAGAAACCCCAUUUUCAACACAUGCAUGAGCGAGCGCAUGAGUGACCCCACCCCAUCCCCGACCCUCUCCAACUCUGAAAUUACUGAGCUGGCUGACCCGCAGCUGGAGGGUCGAGGGGAGGAGGAGGAGUUGGAGGAGUUGGAUGACCUGGACGAUGAUAUCUUUUUGGACGACCCGUGCUCGGAGCUCGGGGGAGAGGAUGAUGAUGAUGAUGAUGAUGAUGAUGAUGAUGAUGAUGAUGAGGGAGAGCUCUGCCGAGGCUCCAGCGAAGGCCAGGAUCCCUUUUACGACCGCUCACCAUUAUUCAGUGUAGUGGGAAGGGCUUUUGUUUAUCUGAGUAACCUGCUGUACCCGGUUCCUCUCGUCCACCGUGUGGCCAUCGUCAGCGAGAAGGGCGAAGUGAAGGGCUUCCUCCGGGUGGCGGUGCAGGCUAUAUCAGGUGCUUUGUGUUUCCCUCCAGCUGAUGAGGAAGCUCCAGACUACGGCUCAGGAGUGAGGCAGUCAGGCACUGCCAAAAUCUCAUUUGAGGAUCAGCAAUAUGAAAAGUUCCAGUCUGAAACCUGCUCAGUAGGACUGUCCCGUACAGGGAUUUCACAGGAGGAGCUGCGCAUAGUGGAGGGGGAGGGGCAGAACGCAGAACUGGGACCCUCAGCUGAUGAGGUCAACAACAACACAUGUGCGGCUGGUGCGGAUGAGCUGGAGACUCCACUGAAGAGUGUGGAUGGAACGCUUGACACGACUUUGGAGCACCUGAGGAUCGGUAACAUUUUUACCUUCAGGGUGACGGUCCUGCAAGCCUCCAGCAUCUCUGCAGAAUAUGCUGACAUCUUCUGCCAGUUCAAUUUCAUCCACCGCCACGAUGAGGCCUUCUCCACUGAACCCCUAAAGAACACAGGCCGCGGCCCGCCUCUCGGCUUUUACCAUGUGCAGAAUAUUGCUGUUGAAGUGACCAAAUCCUUUGUCGACUACAUCAAGACUCAGCCAAUUGUGUUUGAAGUGUUUGGACACUACCAGAAACAGCCUUUCCUCCCACUUUGCAAAGACGUCAUCAGUCCACUGCGUCCCUGCAGAAGACAGUUCCCACGAGUGAUGCCUCUGUCCAAACCAGUUCCUGCCACCAAGCUGACAGCGAUGACCCGCCCGCAGGCAGGACCUUGUCACUGCAAAUAUGAUCUCAUGGUAUUCUUUGAGAUCUGCGAGCUGGAGGCCACUGGAGACUACAUCCCUGCUGUGGUGGACCACAGAGGAGGAAUGCCUUGUCAUGGCACAUUCCUGCUGCACCAGGGCCUGCAGAGGAGAAUCACUGUUACCAUUGUACAUGAGUCAGGAGGGGACAUGGAGUGGAGGGACAUACGUGAGCUUGUUGUGGGUCGUCUCCGCAACACCCCAGAAGCUGAUGAGACAAUCAUUGACCCUAAUAUUCUCUCUCUCAACAUCCUGUCUGCUGGGUACGUCAGGCCCAUGCAGGAUGACCGACAGUUUCUUGAUUCGGACAUGCCUAGCAUUUCCUUGGGAGUUGACCAUAGGACUUUCUACCGCUUCGAGGCUGCCUGGGACAGCUCCAUGCACAACUCCCUGCUACUAAAUCGAGUCACUCCAUAUGGGGAGAAGAUCUACAUGACCCUCUCAGCCUACUUAGAGAUGGAGAACUGCACCCAGCCUGCAAUCAUAACCAAAGAUAUCUGCAUGGUGUUUUACUCUCGAGACACAAAGCUCUCAGCCUCCCGCUCUAUCCGAAACCUGUUUGGUACUGGAAGCCUCAGAGCGGCAGAUGGAAACCGUGUAACUGGCGUUUAUGAGGUCAGCCUAUGUAACCUGGCAGAUGCAGGAAGCCCAGGUAUGCAGAGGAGACGCAGGCGGGUGCUGGACACCUCAGUGGCCUACGUCCGUGGGGAGGAGAACCUGGCUGGGUGGAGGCCCCGUAGUGACAGCCUCAUUCUGGACCACCAGUGGGAGCUGGAGAAACUCAGCCUGCUGCAAGACGUGGAGAAGACCAAACAUUAUCUACUGCUGAGGGAGAAACUGGAGUCCACCCUACUCAUGGGCCAGGAGUCCCUGCAGUCCUGCCUGACCGAGGAGCUGAGUGACUCUCCUCAGCCCCCUGAGGUCGACCCAGAGGUCAGCUCCAGCUCUGAAAUCACCACUGAGAGGCAGAGGGAGCUCGCUGCUAAGUGUUUGCGGCUGCUCACCCACUCCUUUAACCGAGAAUACAGCCACGUGUGUGUCAGCGCCAGUGAAAGCAAGAUCUCAGAGAUGUCAGUGACGAUUCUUAGAGACUCCGCUUCAAUCUCUGCUCUCAACACAAUCACACCCUCCUCUACAUGCCCUUCGCUGGUUGAGGGUUGCUAUGGAAAUGCCGAACUCAGACCCCCUAUGCCUCGCUCUCGUGCCGUCAGUCCCACCCCUGACACACAGCAAGACGGUGAGGCCAAGAAGUCCGUCAAUGGAGCCCCUGACACCAAACCACGCAUCCGCAAAUUUGUCCCUGAUAUCCAAGAAAUAAGAGUCAGCCCCAUUGUGUCAAAGAAGGGUUACUUGCAUUUCCUGGAGCCACACACCAACGGAUGGGUGAAGCGCUAUGUUGUUGUUCGACGGCCGUACGUCUACAUCUACAACACGGAGAGAGACUCUGUGGAGCGGGCUAUCCUCAACCUCUCCUCUGCCCAGGUGGAGUACAGUGAGGACCAGCAGGCCAUGCUGAAGACUCCGUACACGUUUGCCGUGUGCACAGAACAUCGUGGAAUAUUGCUUCAAGCCACUAAUGACAAAGAGAUGCACGACUGGCUGUACGCAUUUAAUCCUCUCCUCGCUGGAACUAUCAGGUCAAAGCUGUCGAGAAGACGAGCCGGACAGAUGAGGAUGUGAAACAAGACCCUGAGCAAACCUCAUGACAGAAGGAUGAGCGCAGAGACUAAGAUGUACAUAGAUUCUUGUCCUGAUCCCGCCCCUUGUGCUGAGCCCCCACCCCCACCCCUCCAUUACCACCGUCACCAACAACCAUCUCUCCCCUCUGUACGUCCUCAGUUUAUCACUAGUGUCCUCAGCACCUAAAGCGCCCAUUUCGUGUCAGGCCUUUGCUGCGGUGUGAGUCUCGUAGUCUGAAGAACCUCUUCAAAAAGCUGUCACUGUACUGUACUGGAGUUCAUAGCUGGACGGAUGGAGACAAUGGAGGAAGUAGCAACAGUUUCUUAGCUCAGAUUACAUACGUAUGGUAAUGUACUGUAGUUGUUGUCAGUGACACAUCGAGCCUUAUGCAUUUACUCCUUAAAAAAAAUGCAGUGACAUUUAUUUUUACUUAAAGCUGCCAUGUCAGUGAGGAUCACAUCGCUACAUCAGUAAAUAGAAAAUCAUGCAGAUUCUUCUCUACUCUACAGCUAUAUAUACAGUGUCUCAACUGGUUUGCAUACAGCUAGAAAAUACACGCUAGAAUUUAAAAAAAAUGACAGAUGAGUGUAACUCUUUAGAAUAACUCUCUUUUCUUUCCAGUCCAUAAAUUCUGACAUUGAGUAAUCUGCCUCUUCUUCCUGAAACUUCUUAGAAACGUUAGCACACACAGCCUGGCAACGGAAUGGCAUCUCAUCGUAGACUUCAUGUUCUUGUGGCAUUUCAUGUCGUUUUAGCUACGUGUAGGAGCACCAAGGGUAUCUACAUUCACACGAUAAGUAAUCGAACGUCAUCACCAUUAAUCCUCCCGAUUUAAUCGCAUUCUCUACCUGAAUUUUGUUUUAAAAUGUGAUAUAUUUAGAUAUUUAACAGCUUUAUUAUUUAUUUCUGCAUGUAUUUAUUUACAAAGACAUUUAUAUUUCUAAAGUAGUAGUACCGUGCAAUUUCUGCACACCGCACUUUUUAAUAUGAGUUCCUUAAAUGUUUGAAUAAUACGACCUCGCCCCCCCAUGCAGUUAAUGCUGCUUAAACAGUUUAAUGACUUUAUGAUUGGCCGCUUUUCUUGUGCUGAAGAUUACUUGAAUAAUACUAUCCCCUUUAAGAUUAGGAUCGUCCCACCUGACCUUUGACCCCACUAAUAUACAUCAGAAAAAGGCCAAUAUAUUGUUUAGGUAGAGAAUAUUAACACAAAGCUACCUUGUUAGAUGAUCAAACGUAUAAACUGUUCGUCACAGAGCAGAAUAAGAAACUGGUUUUCUGAAUGAUAUGUAUAUUGAUUAAAUGUAGUGCCUCUCUUUUCAGUCAUACUGUACAGUAUGCCUCUGCACCAGUUGCUUUGAAACUACAUCCUCCAUGCUGCUAUAGUACUGUUCUGGAAGUGUCUGCAGGUCAUAUCACAUCACUUCAUGGUUUUCAUCAUCAUCAUCACCUACAUAUUCAGUUAUGUACAUGUUACUUAUCUAAAGCAACUAAUGUCCAUAACACAGAGCAUACUUCAUGUUUAUACAUUGAAAAACCUACGUUAACAUAUUUCAGGAUUGUGUUAAACAAUCAUGGGGGAAAAAAAUCAAUGUGUUGACAGUAUCAAAGUGCAAAUUGCGCCUGUUUUUUCAUCAUGUGAAGCUUGAUUGAUGAGUGUGCCUCAGGUCAGCCAGCCUAGAGAGCACGCUCAGUGACAGUGGUGUGAAUACGACGAUCGAAAAGCAUUACACUGUAACACAGAAGCGCAAGAUAUUAUUUCUUUAAGUGUUGAAAAAUGAAGUAUGUUUUUAUUUUUGCUGCUGAUGUAAUCCAUACAAUACCUUACUCUACUUUACAAGGUACGUUUGGUAUUUUUGAAACUGGUCCUGUAUUAAAUGAGGCUGCAACGUAACUAUUUGCGUUAUGUCAACUAAAAGUACUUGUUGUUGCUGCUGUUUUGACGCUUUUUUUAAAAAUCUCUUUUUAUUUAGUUAUUUCAAGGUCCAGUCAGACAGCUUAAUCACACUCACAACUCAUAGCCCUGUAUUUACAGGCCUUCUGUCGGACACAGUUACAGCAGAAAGUAACAUGACAGUUAGUUACAGUGUGUAAUACAGGAGCCAAAUUGGACCUUCUUAAAUACAGGUAUGAACAUAAAAAAACUAACACAAAAAAAUACACUCAUGAUACUCUCAUCACUUUACAAACAAGGAUAAAAAAAUCUAUUACAAAUAAAAUGACACAGGUUUAAUGUACACCAUCCAAUUUUCCCAUCUUUUCAAAAACUUGUCCUGUUGCAGUCUGAUAGAAAAAGCAAUCUCAGAUUAGUAUUCUAAGUGUCUGACAGCAUUGUGGAAAGGAUCCCUACAGAGACAGACCUUUUUGUUUAAGAGUAAGAUCCUUUUUGUUUAAUCAGAAACUGAAACUUUUUGUUUAAUCAGAAACAGUUAUAAUUUAAAUGGAGUCUGGUGGGUUUGGUGAGGGUGAUUGUGAGGCUGUUUCUGGUUGAAUAAUAGGAUCUUCAGGGUGGCUGUGGGUCUUUAAAAAAUCCUAAAAUGUAUUAAAUAAAUUAAAAUUGGAUGUGUCACGUCACUGUGAGAAUUUCUGGUGUUGGUGCUAUGGGAAACAUUUUAGCAGGAAGGAAACACUACUUCGACACAACACCCGUACGUGCGUAAUGCCUCUAUAUUCGCCCCUGUAAUGCAUUUCACUCAUGCAGUGAGUCUGCAUUGUUAAAUGAAAGCCUGCAGGCCAGCCUGAACAUUAUUAUUUGUAUGCUUAGAGCAGUAAACAUGGAGAGCAUCGUCAGUGUCAUUUUACCUAAUAUAUAUUUUCAAUUUUUGUGCAUAUAUACGUGGCAAGUUUGUUCUUAAAUUCCAUUUAAAGUGGUAUUAAAUAUGUCUUUAAAAGUCUUAAACGUAGCUUAUUUAUAACAGUAGAUACCCUGAUCUUACUCUAACAACAAGCUCUAUCUCUGUAGGGAUCCUUUCUAUACCUCAUCAGACACCUAGCAUAAUAAUCUGAGCCUGUCAGCGGCAAAAACAAACAGUUAGUGGACGUAAAUUGAUGGUGCAAACAUGCCUUGAGUGGUUAUAUUACAGCCUGUUUCAUUGCUGGCCCAAUUUUAAAGAUGGUUGCUCCCAUUAGUCACUUAGACAAAAAUAAAAACAUGUGGAAACAGACACCAGCUUGAAAACCACCAGACUUAUCCUCAAAUCAUUUUCCCGAGGUUGGAAAGUAUUCUGUGUGUUGUGGACAUAUUGUAAAGUGAUCCAAUCAAAACAUGUUACUACCCUACAUGUGUGCACAACUGUCUGUAGUUGUCGCUAAUCAAAUAGUCUGUUAAUAUCCUUUUUUGUUGUGUAACACAUCCUGUGAUUGAUGUUAUGAUCAAAGUCUAUGACAGACUUUUUGGCAGAGGCUGCAGUCGUAUUUUAUCCAGCUAGAGCAUCAUCAUCAUCAUCGUUGAGGGAAUCCCCUGCUGUUCUGUGCAUUACACUGUCUCAAGCACUCAUUUCUGUCACGUUUCCUUCAAAACUUAAUCUUAUACGUGAGCCCGGGACUGCUCCAGUCUGAUCUCUGUGUUAACACUAUUCCUCUUGUUUUCAUUGGGCCUUUUAAUGUGCGUCACAUUUGAGCCAACCAAAGUUUUCUUGGUGCAGUCACACACACACACACAAAAAAAAAUCACACUGAAUGUACAUUGAUAUUUGAAAAUACUUAUUCUGCGGGAGUGGUUAUGUUGACCUGUCCUCUAUUUUCACAGUCUGGUUCCUUAUUGAUUGUAGUUUGGUUGCUAUCAGGGAACCAAAUGGAGGUUGUGGGAUAUACCUGUAAUAAUCUGUCCACUGAUGUGUGAGGGAAGGUUGGUUCAUUACGGCCCUGUUACUCAUCGCGUAGUGUACAGAGUAACGCUGUGAGUCACCUCUCUGUCACACCGUCACUCUUAUUUCAAUAUCUGCCGUCACCAUCCUGCUCUGACAGCCUUCACAAAUUCUACUUUUUCUAAUCCCUCCCCUCCCCUUUGAAGGAAUAUCAUUUACAUUUUUGUGCUUCCACAUCUGAUCUUUUUUUUUUCUUUCUUCAAAUUUCACUGGUACAUUUCUUUUUCUUUCCCUUCUUGAAAUU